AAUACUACUAGAAAUAGGGCAUAGUCUGCUGUACUGAGCCUGGACUGACAGAGGCCUUGUAUAUAUUGUACAUUGGAGUAGCUGUUAAGAAUAACUUCGUAAAUAAGUGUACGUACAGACAAUUGACUUAAUAUUACCAAUUAUGAAUGACAAAUGACAGACCCGAACUCUCGUCAGAGAGGGCGCCCCACAUGGACAGGACCAGACAGGACAGUAACUUUCAUAUAAGAAGAAACAUCUGGUCAUCAGCCUCAGCCGUGUCUCGACACGAAGACAGACAGACUGACCGGCCGUCAGUUGCAAUGUAACAUUGACUAUGAUUUUGACUUUGGAAACUUUCACUCGGAUUUUGAGUUGAUGCAUACUGGUUAAGAGAUGUACUGCAUAUGCAGGUGGCUGAAUCUGUUAAUAUUGCCGAAAACCCAUGUUUUCUGUAACAAAAAAUAUUUAUAUUUGCCAGUGUUUCCCUAAACAUCAACAGAAUAAAUUAUUUUAAUAGACUUCGCCCUAACCUGAAAGAGAAAGUAUCUACCUGUAGGGAGUAUGUAUUAACUGUGAUGCACUAAUAGUAAUGUUACCGUUUUCAGUAAAAAAAAAAAAACAACAAUAAAGGACAGGAAUACAAAUAUGGCUGAUAACGCCCCACUGUACUUGACUGAUGAGUGUAUUAGAAGCAAUAAAUUGCUGCAGCUUGCCAAACUAAUCCCUGCCAUACAAAAUGCCAUGGCUUCAGUGUCAAAAAAUAGUGAUGAAGUGAUUCAGCCACCUAGGACACUCAUGCAAAUUCCAUCAUUAAGUGGGGUUCUCCUUUCCAUGCCUGCAUUUAGUAAAAAUGAUGAUGCCUUAGCUUGCAAGUUGGUGACAGCAUACCCUGGUAAUGCAGAUAAAGGAUUACCAUCUAUUCUUGGGACUGUGUUGCUUUUUGACCCAACAACUGGUAAAGUUUCUGCUAUUAUGGAUGGUACUGAAAUUACAACCUGGCGCACCGCAGCUGCCUCAGCUGUUGCGACAAAAUAUCUACACAAUGGGACUGCAGUUUUGGCCAUUUUGGGCUCUGGUACACAGGCACAGAGUCACGCAGAAACCUUGGAUUAUUGUUUCGGUUUUCAGCAGAUCCGGAUAUGGAAUCACAGGUUUGAGAAGGCACAGAAGCUGACUGAGGAGCUUAUAGAGAAAGGGAAGUCUGCAAUAGCAUAUCAGAGUGCUGAAGAAUGUGUGAAGAAUGCUGAUGUAAUUGUCACAGCAACAUUUGCCUCCUCUCCGAUUCUCAGGGGAAAGUGGAUCAAACCUGGAGCACACAUUAAUGCUGUUGGUGCUGGCAUUAACCAUCACAGCGAAUUGGAUGCUGAGCUGUAUCAGACAGCACACAUCUAUACUGACACCAUGGCAUCAGCAAAGACUGAACUCAAAGGACUGUUAGAUCUUGGAAUUACAAUACAAGGAGAGGUUGGGGAUAUAAUAAAUGGAACCAAAUCUGCAGAACGGGAGAGGAUUACAGUCUUCCAGUCGCUCGGAAUGGCAGUGGAAGAUGCAGUGUCAGCAAAGCUAAUAUAUGAUGAAUACAAAAAAAUUAAAAAAUUAUAAUAGUUCAAAAUUUUAG
Molecule: messenger RNA, 1600 nt
Organism: Cryptotermes secundus
Lineage: Eukaryota; Metazoa; Arthropoda; Insecta; Blattodea; Kalotermitidae
Product: ketimine reductase mu-crystallin
Exons: 6
Coding region: 628-1584 (318 amino acids)
Cellular component (GO): cytoplasm
Molecular function (GO): hormone binding
Source: RefSeq, a predicted model, not a curated record